Daphnia magna is the source of this 1884-nucleotide messenger RNA. Its product is annotated as repetitive proline-rich cell wall protein. The record is from RefSeq and is a predicted model, not a curated record. The transcript is spliced from 4 exons. The coding region runs from base 386 to 1546 and encodes 386 amino acids. Lineage: Eukaryota; Metazoa; Arthropoda; Branchiopoda; Diplostraca; Daphniidae.
UCAACGAACAAAGAUUAACUCAACGAUGCUUAAGUCAUAAAACCUCGAACACAAAAUAGGCCAUUCAAAGAUGCAAAUUGCUGAAUUGCUGGUAUUGAAAGUCCGGAAAGAAUAUUUCAAAGUUCAGAGCACAUCAGGAACACACUGACAACGAAAUAGCUUACACCGAACGUCCCUCUUUCUCAGUUCACGAUCCAGCCUUCCAGCAGAUGGACCACUGCAUUGUUUCAUGACAGGAGGAGUCAUUUCUCAACUGGGGGUAUAAAUCCGUCUGACAAUUCUGGAAUUGGCAUCAGUGAAGUUCUUGAGCUUGUGAAAACAAUAGCUUCUCCAAGUUAAAGAACUAAUACAAUCCCAGGAAAACAUUUUAAUACUUCCGACGAAAAUGAGACGUGAAAUUUCGAGGUUUUUUGCUCCAAUGCUGUUGGCCCUCUUAGUGUUGGCAGUCACCGGAUUUGAUGGGAAUUUAGCAGCAGAAACGAGCACCCCGAAAGUCGACGUUGAACGAAGACCGACUGGUUCGGGAAAUGUGACGGAGGCGAACGCUGAUCGUCACCCCGAUCAAGGGGAAAGCAGAAUUUUUGGACUGUUGAAAUCACAUGAAAAGAAUAAGCGACCUAAGUCAGGCUACGGAGCACCGAAGCCUAAAGGCCAGUACGGAGCCCCGAAGGCACAAUAUGGACCUCCAAAGUCACAAUACGGACCUCCAAAGCAACAAUAUGGACCACCAAAGCAACAAUACGGGGCGCCAAAACCAAACUACAAAGCUCCAGCCUACAGCCCACCAGCUUACAGCCCACCAGCCUACAGUCCUCCAGCUUACAGUCCUCCAGCUUACAGUCCUCCAGCUUACAGUCCUCCAGCUUACAGUCCUCCAGCUUACAGUCCUCCAGCUUACAGUCCUCCAGCCUACAGUCCACCAGCUUACAGUCCACCAGCUUACAGUCCACCAGCAUACACUCCACCAGCAUACACUCCACCGGCUUACAGCCCUCCUGCUUACAGCCCACCAGCUUACAGCCCACCAGCCUACAGUCCUCCAGCCUAUAGUCCUCCAGCCUACAGUCCUCCAGCUUACAGUCCUCCAGCUUACAGUCCUCCAUCCUACUCUCCGCCGUCUUACAGUUCUCCUUCUUACACUACUCCAUCUUACAACACUCCUUCCUACACUUCUCCUUCUUAUAGUGCACCGGAAUAUAGUUCACCAGACUACAGCGCUCCAGAAUAUCCUGUUGGUCCACUUGAAACCGAAGCCCAUCACUCUUCUCCAGAGGCACCUAGUUACGAAUAUUCAGAAUACUCUCCACCUGCCUACACAGAAACACCAGCUUAUCAACAACCAGAGUAUUCUCCUGAGCACAGCGAUGCUCCUUAUGCUCCACCUUCAGAGCCUGAAUAUCCUUCACUUUACAACGAGGGUGUUUCAAACUUCCCGGAAUCAAACAAAGAUUUCAGUGAGAACUUCUUUGGACAUGGCAAUGAUUUUCCAAAAUUUGAUGAUUUCUUAAAACCUAAUACCUUUGAAUUCCCUAGUUUUAAAGAGUAAGUUUUCUACGCUUUCUAGUACGCCGAAGUCCAGCGAAAUUUAAGAGUCAGCUAGAAACAUUGCAUCCGUUUUAACGAGUCGUUCCCUUUUUCCAUAUUAGCAAACCACCUGUUGUUAAGUUAUCCUAUUUCUGCAUUCUCGUCAUAAUUUGAACGCUAGACGGAAGAGAAAAAAAAAUCAACGUUUAAGAUGCCGAGUUUGCAAAGCUCAUCAAUUGAAUGGAAAUGUUGUCCAUGUAAAAAUCGUGAGAUUAUGUAACUUGUUAUGUUAUUAGUUCAGUAUGUUAUGCUUUACAGGAUUUGGGGAUUCAUCUAAAUAAAAUUUAUCAUAGAGACCAA